Ixodes scapularis (black-legged tick) is the source of this 2511-nucleotide messenger RNA. RefSeq names its product tigger transposable element-derived protein 4. Bases 98 to 2275 code for a protein of 725 amino acids. Gene Ontology annotation, cellular component: nucleus. The record is from RefSeq and is a predicted model, not a curated record. NCBI's taxonomy places the organism in Eukaryota, Metazoa, Arthropoda, Arachnida, Ixodida, Ixodidae. Gene Ontology annotation, molecular function: transposase activity; DNA binding. Gene Ontology annotation, biological process: DNA transposition. The transcript has 2 exons.
UUCCAUUUUACCAGACUUGGGACUAAAGACCAAGAUGGCGGAUGCCCCAUUAUAGCCUAGACCAAAGAUAGAAACCGCCUCGUCUACCAAACCAGUCAUGUCGCAGCGUUCGAAACAACCCCCGCAACACCAAACGGUGACGUCAUCAACUCCUUUGAUGACGUCGGACCGUCCUCGACGGAUCCUGAAACUGCGCCGGCCGUGGUCACCAACAGUCAGUCAGCCUACAAGCACGAAAGUCAUCAAAGAGGAGGCAACCUCAGAAAAGGAAACCACAGACAAUAGUGCUGAUGAUGACGAUGUUGGUGACGGUGAGGACGAUGUUUCUGAUGUAGAUUACAGUGACAACAGCAACGAUUCCACUUUGUCUAUACCAGAGUGUGCUCUUCAUAAGCGCAGGUCAUUCUCAACCAAGGAGAAGCUACCCAUCGUGGCCGAAGUCGAGAACGGCUGCAGAAAUGCCAACAUUUGUCGGAAGCACGGCAUCUCGGCUUCAACCUUGUCUACGUUCGUGAAACAGAAAGACACCUAUGCAACCGUUUCCCGAGAGAGCCUUUCCAAGGCUGAGAAGUUACGCAGAGUGAAGCGACCAUGCCGGAACCCGAAACCGGACAAACCGACAUUCCCAACUGGCAGCGAAUCUUCAGAUGUAAAAGCUAUCAAGCUGGAGGUAACAAGAACAGAAGAUGCCAGUGAUAAUGAUGUCAAUGAUGAGACUCCUGGUAUCUCUGAUGAUUGUUCCGAUGACGUCACUAACGACACCAUUUUGCCUCCGCCAAGUCGAGUCGCUCGGCGAGGUGCUUUUAAUAAGUCACUCUCGGUGAGCGAAAAGCUCGCCGUUCUCGCAGAAGUUGAGAGUGGCCGGAAGCUGGCAGACGUCUGCCGGGAGUAUGGCAUCGCUUCUUCAACUGUAUCGACCUUCAGGAAUCACAAAGACGCCUACGUGAUUGCUGCUCAGGAAGGUCGCUGCAAGGCCAAGCGACUGCGUCGGUCCAACAAAGACGACCUAAACCGCGCGUUGCUGCGCUGGUACCACCAAACCAGACCCUUAGGAAGCGCAGCAAGCGGUUCCGUUCUCCAGAGCAAGGCCGAAGAACUGGCCAAGCGCCUCGGGUACAAAGACAGUACCGUCUCAUAUGGCUGGAUUUAUCGUUUCAAGAAGAGGCAUUCCAUAAACAUGCGUGAUCAGCAGCCCAAGGAAGCCCAACAGGACCUCGCCGACGCAGACGCCUGGCUGACCACCUCGUGGCCUCAGAUCCGCACCGGUUACUCAGCGUGGGACGUCUUCAGUGCCGUCGAGAUCGGCGUCCUCUUCAGAGUCCUUCCCAGCGAUGCUCAUCAGUUUCGUGGCUCAGUCUGCGAGCGAGGCCAGCUUGCCAACGAGAGACUCACCGUAUUCCUCUGCACGAACAUGGCGGGUGACGAGAAGAGGCCGCUGCUCGCCGUGGGCUGUGCACCCUUGUCAAAGCCGACCGUCGCGUCCGGUGUACGGUAUGGCUUCAAUGAAAGGUCCUGGAUGACUCGCGAGAUCUUCGUCGAAGAACUGAAGCGUUGGGAUUGUGAGCUGAACACGCGGAAGCGAAAGGUGCUUCUGCUCGUCGACCGCUGCCCCUGCCACCUGGUCGACCGGAAAGUCGGCCUGCGGAACAUCGAGGUCAUCUAUCCGCCGCCAGACGCUGGAAGACGUCUGCUGCCUCUCGAUCACGGCGUGGUCCAGGUGUUCAAGAGACGCUACCGGAAGAUCCUCCUGAUGCACACCAUGCUCCAGGAGGUAGAGAGGCCGCCAUUGCUGGAAGAAGCGCUCAUUCUCUUGAAUGCAGCUUGGAAAGAGGUGAACGAUCCGACAAUUCGGCUCGCCUUCGCAGCUUACAGUCUCCGCAGUGACAACCCUCUGGAUGACGCACCCGCCAACGACUCCGACAAUGUCCCGCUUGAAGAGUGGUCUUCCCGAUUCAAUCUAAGGGAGGAUUUAGUGAGUGGAAUUUGUGAGUACGACUGUAUAGACGAUUUCCUCGUGACGUCGGGAAAGGUGGAAAUUGAAGGACUCUUCGCAUCCCCUAUGGAUGUUGGCACUGUGAAGGUAGAAGCCUCCGAGAGUUUGGAAGAACCUUCGACAUCUUUGGUUGGAGUUUUGAAUGCUGUGGGCAUGCUGAUGGAGUUUUGUGAAAAGUCGGCGGCGGCAGAGGACAGCAGCGUGAUGGAAGCUUUGGUAAGACUGCGAACAAAGGCGGAAGCGAUCGCAUUUCAGAGUACAUAUGGGCUAAAGAGUGAAUGACCUGUGCAACCUAGUGAAAAAAAGCCACAUGAACCCAUGUCCCAUACUGAUGAAAGACCCGUAUAAAAAAGAAUCUAGAAAUUAAGUAGUUUUAUCAGUGGACUUCACACUUGUGGACAAAUACAGUCUCUUAUAUCCAUACACUUAAUGAUGAAAUAUUGUUGGCUGCUGAGCACCAGAUGCAUUUAAUUAAACUGUCUGUAAUUGGAAAAUGAUUAAAUACACUUGAAAGAAAA